This is a messenger RNA of Malus domestica (apple), 4601 nucleotides long. RefSeq names its product probable LRR receptor-like serine/threonine-protein kinase At4g36180. Gene Ontology annotation, biological process: protein phosphorylation. The record is from RefSeq and is a predicted model, not a curated record. Lineage: Eukaryota; Viridiplantae; Streptophyta; Magnoliopsida; Rosales; Rosaceae. Gene Ontology annotation, molecular function: protein binding; protein kinase activity; ATP binding.
UCAAAGUUUUCAAGUUCUUUUUAUUUAUUUAUUUAUUUUUUUGAACCUGUAUUUUGUUGUUUUCAUUACGGUGGGAGUGAGAGUUAAAGGCCAUAAGCACCUGUGGAGUUAUUCCAACUUACCUCUAACCGCAAAGCAACUAUGAUGGUAUUCCAAACCGAUCAAGAUAGAAAUGAUUCUCUCACUAUCCUGUUUGUUUUUAUCUCUUAUUUCAUAGUUAAGUUAUUCGAUCAUGCGAGUAGAAGUAGAAAUACAAGGAGUAUAAAGAAUAGAGAGGGAGCGUAAGUCGUUUCCCCUUAAAACCCACCAUAUCGGUUGCCAUGUUAUAAUUCAACACAUAAAAUACUAUUUGAUUGAGUUGGAAUACCGUCGCAAUUAAAUGCACAUUUGAAAUUUUCUCCCGCCAAUCGCCAUCUUCCCCAUAUUUUCCCAGAGUCGUCAUGGACAACAUCAUUGACCUUUUUCGUGGGGCCUCCUCCAAUUAUUAUACCCAUUUUUCUCUCUCCUCCUUUUUUUUAUUCAAACUAAAAAGAAAAUAAAUAAAUAAAUAAAAAGGGGAGUCCUGAGAUUUGCUUUUCCCUUUUUUUGUCGCAAUCUUCGUCCAAAAGUACGCAAGACUUCACCCAAAAGAGACUAUCAGCUUGUUCGAGAUUCAAACUUUUUGACUCCAACAGCGAACCAAGUACGACCUUUCCACGUGGCAUCAGUCCAUUUGCGUGGUUAUGAACUUCCCGUACAUCUGGCCACACCAUAACACACCACCACUUCAGUCAUUAGUAUCACUCAGCAGCUCACAGCCUCACACGGAAGUUAGAAACCCUAAAUCUGUCCCUCUUUCACUCCGCCAUCUGUUUCCUCUGAGCAGAUCUUCUUCGCUUUCUCAUCUGCGACAAUGGCGGCCUCUCGAUCCGACUCCGUCUUUCUCGAUCUAGCUCCUCCCACCACCGCCACAAAACCCCACCGCAAACCCAGCAGCAUGCACCCCACACUCAGCAUAAUUAGUAUAUAAACCCAGCCCAUUUUGCUUUCCAGUGCUCUCUCUCUUUGACCUCUCUCAUGGCGACGGCCACUUACUUCUUCCUUUUCCUCAUAACAAUUGUUAUUCCUACAAUUUAUUUUCCCGCCACCUUAACGGCGGCUCAACGGCCGAGUCCAGAAACGUCACUCUCCGAGAUCCAAGCGUUAACGGCGUUUAAGCGUAACCUCCACGACCCUCUUGGCGCUCUCGACGGCUGGGAUUCGUCCACGCCGUCAGCCCCGUGCGACUGGCGCGGCGUCGUCUGUUACAGCAACCGAGUUCAGGAACUCCGCCUGCCUCGUCUCCACCUCGGCGGAAGAAUCACUGACCACCUCGCCAGCCUCCGCGACCUCCGCAAGCUCAGCCUCUACAGCAACAACUUCAACGGCUCUAUACCUCCCUCUCUCUCGCAAUGCGCUCUGUUACGGGCCAUGUACCUGCAUGGCAACUCGCUCACCGGGACUCUUCCGCCGGCGAUUUUGAACCUCACCAACCUCCAAAUCCUUAAUGUCGCCCAUAAUUUCCUCUCCGGAAAAAUAUCCGGCGACAUUCCGGUGAGCCUCUGGUACCUUGACCUCUCCUCGAACACAUUCUCCGGUGAAAUUCCGGCGAACUUAUCUGCCGAAUCAAGCCUCCAGCUGAUCAAUCUCUCGUUCAAUCGGUUCUCCGGCGGGGUUCCGGCGACCAUCGGAGGUCUCAAGAAUCUUGAGUAUCUGUGGCUGGACUCGAACCAGCUGCACGGUACUCUGCCGUCGGCGAUUUCCAAUUGCUCGUCGCUAGUGCAUUUGAGCGCGGACGACAACGAGCUGAGAGGUCUGAUUCCGACGACGAUCGGAGCGAUGCCAAAGCUUCAGGUGUUGUCGCUGUCGCGGAACAACCUGUCAGGAGCGGUCCCCGCGUCGUUGUUGUGCAGUACUGCAAACAACGACUCGUCGUUGAGGAUUGUGGAGCUCGGAUUCAAUGCACUCACGAGCAUGGCUCAGCCGCCAGAUAUCUCAAAAUGUUCGAGUGCAAUGGGGGUUUUGGACUUAAAAUCCAAUCGGAUAAGUGGCCCCUUCCCAUCUUGGUUGACAAACGUGACAACAAUUAUGAGAAUUCUAGAUCUUUCUGGAAACAUGUUUUCGGGUCAAUUGCCGGCGAAGAUUGGCAAUCUUCUCCAGUUGGAGGAGUUUCGGGUGGCGAAUAAUUCGCUGAGUGGUGAAAUUCCCGGUGAGAUUGUGAAAUGUAGUUUGUUACAGGUCCUUGAUGUUGAAGGAAACAGAUUUUUGGGUCAAGUCCCUUCUUUUUUAGGAGGAAUGAGGAGCUUGAAGGUGUUGUCUUUGGGUGGGAAUUUAUUCUCUGGUGCCAUUCCGUCAAAUUUAGGGGCACUUUCAAAGCUCGAAUCUUUGGAUUUGAGCAACAAUAAUCUGACUGGGAAAGUUCCAGAUGAGCUCACGAUGCAGCUAAGCAACUUGACUAGUUUGAAUCUGAGUAAUAACAAGUUUUCCGGUGAGAUUAUUAAUGUUGGAGAGCUGAAAAGCUUGCAGGUUUUGAAUUUGAGCAAUUGUGAGUUUUCUGGAAGUGUUCCUGCAAGCAUUGGCGGUUUGAUGAAGCUUGAAACACUGGAUUUGAGUAAACAGAAGCUUUCUGGGGAGUUGCCGAUUCAGAUUUUCGGGUUGCCAAAUUUACAAGUUGUUGCUGUGCAGGAAAAUCACUUAUCAGGAGAUGUCCCUCAAGGUUUUAGUAGCUUGAUUAGUUUGAUCUAUCUUAACCUAUCUUCCAAUGCUUUUACUGGUGAUAUUCCUACCACUUACGGAUUUCUCAACUCUUUACUUGUUCUAUCUUUGUCUGGAAAUCGUAUUUCGGGUACAAUCCCACAAGAGCUUGGAGAUUGUUUGAAUCUUCAGGUACUUGAGCUUCGCUCUAAUCAAUUAGAAGGCAAAAUUCCAGGUGAUAUAUCUCACCUGUCCAAUUUGAAAGAACUCAAUGUAGGUCAGAAUAAGCUGACCGGCAAAAUCCCAGAGGAGAUUUCAAAAUGCUCUUCUCUGACUUCUCUGUUGUUAGAUGCGAAUCAACUUUCAGGUCACAUACCAAACUCAUUGCCUAAGUUAUUGAACCUCCAGCCGUUAGAUCUUUCUUCUAACAAUCUGAGUGGCACCAUCCCUGAAAGUCUGUCGCUCCUCGUCCCUAACUUGAAAUACCUGAAUUUGUCAUACAACAACCUUGCUGGAGAGAUACCGAAGCCACUCGGUUCUCAGUUCAAUGAUCCUUCUGUGUUUGCAAGGAAUGGAGAUUUAUGUGGGAAGCCAUUGGAUAGAGAAUGUGCAGAUGUGAGAAGGAGAAAAAGAAACAGGUUGACUUUAUUAAUUGCGGUGGCUGUGGGUGGAGCUUUCCUGCUGGCAUUGUGUUGUUGUGGCUAUAUUUACAGCCUACUGCGAUGGCGGAAAAAGCUCAGAGAAACAGUAAUUGGGGUGCAGAAGAAGCGAACUAGCCCUCGAACAAGCUCAGGGGAUAAAAGCAGCCGGGGAAGUGGCGCUAAUGGAGGGCCAAAACUCGUGAUGUUCAAUAGCAAGAUCACGUAUGCAGAGGCAUUAGAAGCUACAAGACAAUUCGAUGAGGAAAAUGUGCUUAGCAGAGGGAAGUAUGGAUUGGUAUUCAAGGCUAUGUUUCAAGAUGGAAUGGUGCUCGCAAUUCGACGUCUUACUGAUGGUUUUCUUGAUGAAGGUGGCUUCCGCAAAGAAGCUGAAGAUCUUGGCAAGGUGAAGCAUCGAAACCUGACAGUUCUACGAGGCUAUUAUGCCGGUGCUCCUGACGUGAGGCUCCUUGUGUACGAUUACAUGCCGAAUGGAAACUUAGGCGCCCUUCUACAAGAGGCAUCUCACCAAGACGGGCAUGUAUUAAAUUGGCCAAUGCGGCACCUCAUAGCACUCGGCAUUGCUCGUGGAUUAGCCUACCUGCACUCUGCCUCAAUGGUACACGGCGAUGUAAAGCCUCAAAAUGUUCUUUUCGAUGCUGAUUUCGAAGCCCAUUUAUCCGAAUUUGGUCUAGACCGGCUAACCAUAGCCACACCAGCAAAAGCAUCCUCGUCUUCAACCGCUAUUGGCUCCCUAGGCUAUGUGUCCCCCGAAGCUGCAUUAACAGGGCAAGCAACGAAAGAAGCCGAUGUGUAUAGUUUUGGGAUCGUAUUGCUGGAGAUAUUGACCGGGAGGAAUCCGGUGACAUUUACUCAAGACGAAGACAUUGUGAAGUGGGUGAAGAAGCAACUUCAGAGAGGUCAAGUUUCUGAGCUGCUGGAGCCCGGGCUGCUGGAACUAGACCCGGAAUCUUCGGAUUGGGAAGAGUUCUUGUUGGGAGUGAAAGUGGGGCUUCUUUGCACGGCUCCUGAUCCGCUUGAUCGGCCAUCCAUUGCCGACAUUGUGUUCAUGCUUGAAGGUUGCAGAGUCGGACCCGACAUCCCGUCCUCAGCUGAUCCGACCUCUCUGCCUUCACCAGCCUAAUUUUCAAUCUCAGUUUUAUUAAAAAAAAAAAAAAAGACUACAUUAUCUUCGUUCCCGCAGUUUUAGGUUUUUGAUUAAUUCAUUUUCUACCAUAUGUUUGGCCUUUA